Molecule: messenger RNA, 454 nt
Organism: Candidula unifasciata
Lineage: Eukaryota; Metazoa; Mollusca; Gastropoda; Stylommatophora; Geomitridae
Source: the annotation of a GenBank genome assembly
UUGCCUCCUAUUUGGCGGUUUGUUCUUGCAGAUUCGAGCCCAAGUUCUCCAGUUCUGAGUCCUGUCACAGCUGGCGACACCGGCCCAGGUGCAAUCAACGUCAAGCUGCGACCAACCCCGGGCAAAUUCCGCAACAUCUAUGCUGAAGACGAUAUAGACGAGUUGCCUCCCCCGCCGCCUCCGCCUGAACUCCUUAGCGGGCAACUGAUUUCUGAGACUGUGUCCAGCAUGGACUUUGACAUACCAGAUGACAUAGACCUCAGCCAGUGCCCUGGUUUGGUUGAGAUUACCAAGAGCACACCCAACUGGAAGAAAGACAUGAUUGAGAAGAAGAAUCAGGAAAAGAUUGAAGAGUAUGUUAAAGCAAUUUUGAAAGAGCGAGAACAGCAGGCUAAAUGGAAGAAUGUGCCAGAAUGGAAAAGAAAGAUUUUACUGAAAAAGGAAGAGGAGGUAG